This is a messenger RNA of Entamoeba invadens IP1, 1074 nucleotides long. RefSeq lists its product as hypothetical. Bases 1 to 1074 code for a protein of 357 amino acids. The transcript has a single exon. Lineage: Eukaryota; Evosea; Mastigamoebida; Endamoebidae. The record is from RefSeq and is a predicted model, not a curated record.
AUGGCUAAAACAGAACGUACUACACUCGAGCCAAUAUUCUUAAUGAAUGUUGUAUUGUACAUCACACAAUCUGAUGUUGAAAAUUUUGUUUUGGUGAGUCACAAAUGUUGUGAUGCUUUGGACAGACUUCACGUCAAUCCAUGGUCCAGCGAAUCAGAGAAGUCCGAAGCUGUUGUAAAGAAAAUUUUGAAGUACUUUCCCAAACUCCAGACAUUACAAAUUGACCCAAAGACUGCUAAUACACUUUCCGACGAAACACUAGCUAAUAUUCCUCGAAUCAGAAUAGUAUAUACUAACAACAAACAAUCGCAUAUUAAAAAUGCCAAAGUGAAAGAACUGAGCGACACUGUAUACACAAUCGACUCGAAGAAAUUGGAAACACCUAAUGUCUAUGUGGUGAGAGCGUUUUUUGAUGAUUUCACAGAGUUGACAAAUUUAGUGCAAUUUAUCGAAGAAUAUCCCAACAUCGAGUUUAUCGAAAUCAUGUGCUACAGUUUCGAACAAAUCAAAAACCCCAUUCAAAAGCUCUUGAAACGUGGCGGCAUCAAAAUUCAUGUGAAAUUUGAAGUUAGUAAUUUUACCAUGUACGACCAUUUCGAGGCUUUUAGAAAAGAGGUCGGCACUACUAACAUUUAUUACAGCUUUAAUGCAAUCUUCACUAAUGGAACUUAUUUACUUGUACCUCCAGAUGUCGUUGCAAAAGACUUACACGGCAUUUUCUAUGGGGAUGGGGAAAUGGCACACAAAUUGUACGCCAUCAAAGAAGCGCGAAUUAGUGUGUCUGAUUAUUGUAAUGCUGACUUAAGAGGACUGACUUGUUUGACAUUGUUAGAAAUCUAUUGUUAUAAUAAAGUUACUUUGAACCUUCCGACUUCUUUGAUUGAGUUGAAUCUCUCAUCCAAAAUCAACGUUGCCAAUUUCAGCGAUUUAAAAUGUCUGAAAAAAGUGAACAAAAACGAGUUUGUACAAGGUAAACAGCUCCACGAAUACACACUACCAAGUUAUGAUAACAGUUAUGAUUCUGAUUAUAGUGAUGAUUAUGAUUCUGAUGAUUCUGAUCAUGAUUCAGAAUAA